UUGCGCGUUCACGCCCCAUCUCUCGCCUUUCGCAGCGGCUCCGUGGGAGAAAAAGGGAGGACACGUCACGCGCACCUUCCUCCGCGAAAAAGGCUCAAAGAAGACUCGCCAGGGAGGCUCCAGGAAGUGUCCCGCGGGAUAUCGUGGCUGUGCUCGCUGCUUGACCCAGCAGGACCAGGCAGGCAGGCAGGCAGGCAGGCGGGGGGGCGGCAGCCAUGGAGGGGAUGCAGGCGUACGGAGCUGGGAAAGCCGGAGGAGCCUUCGACCCCGUCACCUUCUUCCAGCAGCCUCAGACUAUACUCCGCAUCGUGUCGUGGCUCUUCUCCAUCGUCAUCUUCGGCUGCAUCGCCAACGAGGGCUACAUCAACCGUCCCAACGAGGUGGAGGAGUUCUGCAUCUUCAACCGCAACCAGAGCGCCUGCAACUACGGCGUCUUCAUGGGCUCCAUGGCCUUCCUGUGCUGCGUGGCCCUCCUGGCCCUGGACAUCUACUUCCCGCAGAUCAGCAGCGUCAAGGACCGCAAGAAGGCGGUGCUGGCCGACAUCGGAGUGUCAGCGUUCUGGUCCUUCAUGUGGUUUGUGGGCUUCUGCUUCCUGGCCAAUCAGUGGCAGGUGACCGACCACGGUGACGACCCGCUGAGGGAGGGCGUGGACGCCGCGCGGGCCGCCAUCACCUUCUCCUUCUUUUCCAUCUUCACUUGGGCGGUCCAGUCCUUCCUGGGCUUCCAGAAGUACAAGCUGGGGGCCGACUCGGCCCUCUUCUCCCAGGACUACACGGACCCCAGCCAGGAUGUGGCCGGGGGCGGGCCCUACACCUCCUUUGGCGGGGAUGACCUGGAGAGCCCGGCCGGCGGCGGAGGCGGAGGAGGAGGAGGCGGGCAGGCCGCCGGCGACGGCGUGUUCGACGGCACCGCGGGAUACCAGCGCCAGGACUACUGAGGGGGCGGAGUAAACGGAGACAAGGAACUUGGGCUGAAGACAUCAGGGCUGGACUUCAGAGGAGGUCACCCUGCAGCAAGGACGGUGCUGGUGACCACAUUGCCUUCACACACACACACACACACACACACACACACUGCAAGUUUCAGCUGACAAAACACACACAAAGUGUUGCUAAGUCGUCCCCACACACAUCAGGGGUACCCAACCUUUUUCCACUGAGGGCCACAGACUGACAAAUCAAAGGAUGCGGGGGCCAUUUUGCCAGUUCUCACCUUCAAAAACAGGACAAUAUAUACUUCUUUUUUUUCAAAGAACCAGAAAAGGCAAUUUCAGUAGACAUUUAGUGUGAAUGCUGAAGUUACGUUAAAGUUAAGUAAAGUUAAAGUACCAAUGAUUGUCACACACACACUAGGUGUGGUGAAAUUUGUCCUCUGCAUUUGACCCAUCCCCUUGUUCACCCCCCGGGAGGUGAGGGGAGCAGUGAGCAGCAGCGGUGGCCGCGCCCGGGAAUCAUUUUUGGUGAUUUAACCCCCAAUUCCAACCCUUGAUGCUGAGUGCCAAGCAGGGAGGAAAUGGGUCCCAUUUUUAUAGUCUUUGGUAUGACUCGGCCGGGGUCAAAGAGCCAAAGCCAAACUCAAAUGCUAACAGUUAGCAUGCUGGCCACAUAGUAACAAAGAAUUUGAGAUAAAAAAGCUAGCAUGCUAACAUGCAUAUCUAAAUAAUAGCAUGCUGGCCACAUAGCAUCAAGUAACAAAGACUUUGAGCUAAAAAAGCUAGCAUGCUAACAUGCUAAUAAUAGCAUGCUGGCCACAUAGCAUCAAGUAACAAAGCAUUUGAGCUAAAAAAAAAAAAAGCUAGCAUGCUGGCCACAUAGCACCAAGUAACAAAGAAUUUGAGAUACAAAAAAACUAGCAUGCUAACAAUAGCAUGCUGGCCACAUUGCAUCAAGUAACAAAGAAUUUUAGCUAAAAAAAAAAAAAAAAGCUAACAUGCUAAUAAUAGCAUGCUUACAGUUAGCAUUAGUGAAAUAUCAAGCUGUAUGUCACUGAGGUGUGCACUUGCUAAAUUAGCUUUAAAAAAGUUAGCAUGCAUAAUGUUAGCAAAUGCUAACUGAAGCAUGGGUCAAGCACCAAAAUAUAUUACUCUGCAAUGUAUACUUGAAAAUUGUUAUAAAAAAUGCUAGCAUGGUAACGUUAUCAUACGUCAAGUACCGACAUGCUAAAAAAAAAAACUAAAAAAAAGCUAACCUACUAACAUUAGCAUACCAGCAGGUAGCAUUCGUAUCAUGCUAAUAUUAGAAUGCUAACAAUUGGAAAAUAUUGCAUAUGUUGUGUAUUUGCAUGAAAAAAAUGUUUUCUAUGUCAACAAUGGCAUAAAACUAACACAAAAAUAUAUAUUUUUUAAAACUAAAAUUGGCAGAUAAAUCCGAAACUGAUGUAGAGAUUUAUGGGUUGAAAGUAAAAAGAAUUAUAGUAAUAACGUUUAGCUUAUUUUUAACACUUUUAUGAGUGGGACCCUUUUGGAUCCCCAAUCAUUUUAGUGGGAUUUUCUUUAAAACUGUCAUUGUUCAAAAAGUAAUAAUUAAUAAAAAAUUAAUGUUGUUAUAAUUUAUUGACCUAUUUAGUUCUCCAGUUACUUCACAACAAAUAUUUCACUUUGAUAUGUUUUUGGGGGUAAAUAUUGCAUUAUUUGUGUUUUUUUUAUUUUAUUAAUUUUUUUAAGGAAAAGGUCAUACAACAUUAAAAAAAUUAAUCAAAAAAGUUUAUAUUGAUCUAUCUAAAGUUGAUCUAGAGAUGUAUGGGUUAAAAAAUAAUAACAAUAAUAAUAAUUAUUAUUACAAUAAUAAUUUUUUACACUUUUAUAAAUGAGACCCUUUUGGAUCCCUGAGAAUUUUGAUGAUUUUUUUUAACUGUCAUUGCUCAAAUAUUAGUAAUGAAUCAAAAUCAAUGUUUUUUAUGAAUUAUUGACCUAUUUGAAAUAUUUUUGGUGGGAUGUUUUGCCAUAAAAACGAGGUUUUAUUUGGCAAAAAGGGCUUAAAAAACAUAACAUUUGAUUAAAAAAUCAACUUAUAAUCGACAAAUAGAUCAAAAGUUGAUCUAGAGAUUUAUGGGUUGAAAGUAGAAAAAAGAAUGUAUGACUUAUUAUUUAUCACUUUAAUGAGUGGGGCCCAUAUGUUUUUAAUUGUUUGUAUAUUUUUAAUUGUUCAAAAAAUAAUGAUGAAUCAAAAUCAACGUUGUUAUGAAUUACUGACCUAUUUAAGGCUCCAAUGGCUUUACAUCAAAUAUUCCACUUUGGGGGAAAACAUUGCAUAUUGUGUGUUUUUGCCAUAAAAACAGGCUUUUCUACAACGAAACUGGUAUAAAACAUGGAAAAAAUGUAAUAUUGUGAAGUUGAAAUAUAAUAAUAAAUUAAAUUAAUUUAAUUUAUUUUUAAUUAAAGAAAUAAUAAUAAUUAAAUAGAUAAAUAAAAUAAUACAAAUAAAUAUGACUAUUUUUUAACAAUUGUUUUAAUCUAAAUAAAUAUGGGAAGUUGAAAUCUAAUAAUAAAUACAAUUAAUUAAAUUUAUUUAUUAUUAAAUAAAUAAUAAUUAUUAAAUAAAUAAAAUAAUAAAAAUAGAUGUAUGACUAAUUUUUAACAAUUUUAUGACUGAGAAAAAAAUAAUCUAAUUAAUUAUAUAUUGGUUUUGAAAAUAAGAAAUAGCAAAAUGGCCCCCGCAUGUUUUAAUUUUUCAGUGUGCGGCCCUGAGUGGAAAAAGUUUGGACACCCUGCUUUGAGGUGAACUUAGAGAAAAGGGAUUAAUUUCUUUUUUGCACACGUAUUUGGAUGAAAUUAGUUUUGACGUGUUUAGAAAAAAGUCAUAAUUUGUUUACUACUAAAUUGAAUCUCAACAGCCUGAGUACGAAACUGCAUCGCUGCAUUUAAAAAGUCAACUAUGUGUAUAAAUAACUACUGUAUAUACAUAAAUAAUACUGUAUGUUACUCUUCAACAAAUGUAUUUUAGGACAUUCCGCCAUGAAAAAAAAACCACAAGAAAGAAGCUUAAGGGUCAGUUUUUUGGGGUUCCUUUGUGUUGCCUGACGAGAUGUUUUUAUUUUUGGAAUAUAAAUAAUAAUAUAACAGUAUACAGAAAGGAAAACAACAACAAAAAUGUCAGCAAACUAUGGAAAUAUAUACAAGUGCUUUAUACUGUGCAAGUGUGUAGACGUAGACGUGUGUGACGUUGCCUGUCCAAAUAUGUUUAAGACCAGAAAAGGUGCAAUGUAAAGGUGUGUAUGUUUUUUAUGUCUUUCAUUUUAACUAUUAGAAAUAAAGAGACGUUAAACCUG
Molecule: messenger RNA, 4267 nt
Organism: Entelurus aequoreus (snake pipefish)
Lineage: Eukaryota; Metazoa; Chordata; Actinopteri; Syngnathiformes; Syngnathidae
Product: synaptogyrin-1-like
Exons: 5
Coding region: 216-938 (240 amino acids)
Cellular component (GO): neuromuscular junction; synaptic vesicle membrane
Source: RefSeq, a predicted model, not a curated record